GACCUUUGAAACCAGAAAUUACCAUAACUUACAUUGCUGUUUCAGCUAUAUUCUUUAACAGUGGACUCUCCUUAAAAACUGAGGAGCUGACAAGUGCUUUGAUGCAUGUGAAACUACACCUUUUUGUCCAGAUUUUUACACUUGUGUUCUUCCCAACAGCAAUAUGGCUCUUUCUUCAGCUAUUAUCAAUCACACCUAUAAAUGAAUGGCUUUUAAAAGGCUUGCAGACAGUAGGCUGCAUGCCACCUCCUGUGUCUUCUGCAGUAAUUUUAACCAAAGCUGUUGGUGGAAAUGAGGCAGCUGCUAUAUUUAAUUCUGCUUUUGGAAGUUUUUUGCUUGGAUCAUCCUCCUCUGUGCCUUUCACAUCUAUAUUCUCGCAGCUGUUUAUGACUGUUGUAGUCCCCCUUAUUAUUGGACAGAUUGUCCGAAGAUACAUCAAGGACUGGCUUGAAAGGAAGAAGCCUCCUUUUGGCGCUAUCAGCAGCUGUGUGCUCCUGAUGAUCAUCUACACAACGUUCUGUGAUACUUUCGCCAAUCCUAAUAUUGAUCUUGAUAAAUUUAGCUUGAUUAUAAUAGUAUUCAUAAUAUUUUCUGUUCAGAUGAGCUUCAUGUUUUUGACUUUCCUCUUCUCUACAAGGAAUAACUCUAGUUUCACACCAGCAGACACAGUGGCUAUCAUUUUCUGUUCCACACACAAAUCCCUCACCCUGGGGAUUCCAAUGCUGAAGAUAGUAUUUGCGGGUUAUGAGCACCUGUCCUUAAUUUCUGUCCCCUUACUCAUCUAUCAUCCUGCUCAGAUUCUUCUUGGCAGUCUGUUGGUACCAACAAUAAAAUCUUGGAUGGUUUCUAGGCAAAAGGCGCUGAAGUUAACCAAGCAGCCUAAAGCACCCGUGAAGGUAUAACCUAUGGAGAUGGCCUGUGUCACAGUGAAUGUAUAUAUGUACUAUACUGUACACACAGACAAUUGAGACAUCUGGGUAUUUGUGAAUGUUGCUUCGGUGCAUAUUUUAUUUUUUUAUAUAUAUAUACAUAUAAAAAAAAGAUACCGGUUAAGUGCCUUACAGAUGCAUUUUUGGCAAAAGCAUUGUUUCCAGAACCUACUUUGUUGGUUACUGCAAGAGGUUGUACAGUAUUUUGGAGUCAGUUUUUAUUUUUCUAACUGAGUGAAUGGUCAUGACUAACAGCUGUUUCUUCCAUUGCCCCUGCUUUGAAGCCAGGGUGCACCAGCUGUAAGUCUCUGUUUUAAACUAGCCAAAAUCCCCAGAAGCUUAUCCCACUGCUGGCUUACCCUGGGGAAGAGCUUUCUGAAGGGUUUUUUUUUUGAGAUUGACUUGAAUUUCUGUGUGACUCUGUUACACUUCCUAGUCAUAUGACUGUGACAUGCCUUUUUCUUCUGAGUUUGUGUAUACUCAGCAUGGGGCCAUCCAUUGGAUAGAAGCUGAGAAGCAUGAAUUAUUUGCAUUUGUUGACACAGUUGUCUAGACAUUCCUUCAAAGCUAAUGGUUUCUCAAGAAAAUUCUUUCAAUUCCAUUGUAUGAUAUUGUGCCAUUGUAUAUCUUAAAUGCCUCAUAAGCUUCUUCAAAGAAAUGGUCUGGUGCUUGGGUUAUGAGUGAAGUAUUUGUGUUUGUAGAUAGAAGGUCUUCUAUAAUUUACCCCUGAAGAACACAGUUUUUUGUUUUUCUUUUUUCCUUCCCCUGGUGCAAUGCACAGAGAUCUGCAGUGACAGAAUUUAGGAUGCUAAUAUUGAAACAGCGCCUUUAUUGUAGUUAAGCCAAGGUAUGUUUUCUAUAUUGCUGCACUGGUAAUGAAUAAUAGCUUGUGAGGACAAGAACGUUGACAAUUAUUUUUUUUUCCAAUUAAAAGGAUCCUUACAGGAAAAGAGACACUCUCUUAGCUAAUUUGACAAUCAGUCACGACUUUUUAAAGAAUAAAAUGUUACUCUUUUUAAUAAACUUACAUAAAAAAGAAUACAAAAUACUAUUUCUAAGAGGAGUGUUGAAGAGAAAGGAACACAGGCAUAUAUUUAAACAUAUAUCCAGUACUGCAUCUUGUCCGGGAGAUUAAGAUUUCAGAAGCGUGCUCUAGUCCAGACUCUGAGGUGUACCCAUCUGCAAAAACUGUGCUGGCAAUUGUGCAUUAAAACAUUAAAAGGAAUGAAAGAAAUAGGUCAAACUGGGAUCGAUAUAAAUGCAGAAGUUUCACGUGUGUCAUGGUUAACAUUGCAGUCAAUGGUGCAACUGAGUGCAAACACCUAGGAGCAGAUCUUUAGCAGAUGUAAGUUAUUGUAGCUCUGAUAGGGCUAUAGCCAUUUACACAAGCUAAAGAUCUUUUGUAUGACAGUAGGCAUAUGAAAUUCAUAUCCUUUUGCCUUAGUGAAAAAAAAAAAACGUGUUUGGUUUACCUAGUCUGUUAUUCCUAGUCUGUUAUUCCUGUGAACAACAGGAAAGUAAUCUGGUACCAAUCAUCGGUGCUUUACCUGAUGGUCAGUCAGUGCAAGGCUGCUCCGUUGCCAUCUGUAUGAGAAACUACUGACAGCAUGACCUUGUUCAGAAUUGUCAUCACCAAUAAAAUGACCAUGUAGUGAAGGUACGUGAGGUGGCAACAUGCUGAAUUCUUUCAUUCUCUGGAGGGGGAUCAAGCUCUG
Messenger RNA from Phaethon lepturus (White-tailed tropicbird), 2644 nucleotides. RefSeq names its product solute carrier family 10, member 7 (gene SLC10A7). The annotation marks the transcript as partial. NCBI's taxonomy places the organism in Eukaryota, Metazoa, Chordata, Aves, Phaethontiformes, Phaethontidae. Gene Ontology annotation, cellular component: plasma membrane. The record is from RefSeq and is a predicted model, not a curated record. The transcript is spliced from 10 exons.